Hibiscus syriacus is the source of this 1635-nucleotide messenger RNA. RefSeq names its product cytochrome P450 94C1-like. The coding region runs from base 54 to 1574 and encodes 506 amino acids. Gene Ontology annotation, molecular function: iron ion binding; monooxygenase activity; heme binding. The transcript has a single exon. The record is from RefSeq and is a predicted model, not a curated record. NCBI's taxonomy places the organism in Eukaryota, Viridiplantae, Streptophyta, Magnoliopsida, Malvales, Malvaceae.
UAUAUAAACCCACCAUUUCCCUUUGGUUUCUUGAGCUUUUUGUGUUGAAAUCUAUGGAUUCAGAUUCUUCUUCCUUGAGAUUUUGCUCCAUUUCCAGUGUUUUCUUCUUCAUGUUCUUCUCUUUCACUCUCUUGUUUUCUUUGUUUUCUUUGUUGAUAUUCGUUCUAAGGUUGAAGCUAUGGUGUAAAUGCGAAAUCUGCCAAGCUUUUCUCAAUUCCAGUUGGACCAAAGAUUUCGAUAAUCUCUGUGAUUGGUACACUCACCUUCUUAAGAAAUCUCCUACCGGAUCGAUCCGUAUCCAUGUCCUAGGCAACAUCAUCACAGCCGACCCCGAAAACGUGGAACACAUCCUCAAAACCCGAUUCGAAAACUACCCGAAAGGGAAACCUUUCUCGGCUCUUCUCGGUGAUCUACUCGGUCAAGGUAUUUUCAACGUCGAUGGCGAUUCAUGGAAGUUCCAAAGGAAAAUGGCUAGCCUCGAGCUCGGGAGUGUGUCUAUAAGAAUGCACGCUUUCAACAUAGUCGAAUCGGAGAUUCGAUCCAGGCUUAUCCCGCUUUUAUCGUCGGUCUCUGGUAAACAACGAGUGUUAGAUUUACAAGACAUGUUUAGAAGGUUUUCGUUCGAUAGUAUCUGCAAGUUUUCCUUCGGGUUCGAUCCUGGUUGCCUCGAGUUGUCGUUGCCGGUCUCGAAAUUCGCCGACGCUUUCGAUUUAGCAUCGAAACUGUCGGCUCAAAGAGGGGUAGUGCCUUCGUCUUUGAUAUGGAAAGCCAAGAGGGUGUUGAAUUUGGGGUCUGAAAAGAAGCUUAAACAAGCUAUAAAAAUGGUGGAUGAAUUCGCUCAACGUAUGAUCAACCAACGCCGCGAAAUGGGAUUUUCGGACAAGCACGAUCUUCUGUCGAGAUUCAUGGGAACAAUCGAUGACGAAAAGUAUCUUAGAGACAUUGUCGUGAGCUUCCUCUUAGCUGGUCGUGACACGGUUGCCUCGGGGUUGACCAGUUUCUUCUGGUUGUUAUCUCAGCAUCCCAAAGUCGAGUCAUCCAUUCGAGAAGAGCUCGAAAGUGUCAUGUCAGGGUCAUCGUCGUCGAGCGACGACCGACAAUUCGUAACGUUCGAUCAAAUGCGGGAAAUGCAUUAUUUGCACGCAGCGGUAUGUGAAAGCUUGCGGCUGUUUCCACCGGUCCAAUUAGAUUCGAAGUUCUCUCAGGACGACGACGUUUUGCCGGAUUAUACCUUUGUGACGAAAGGCACUAGAGUGACCUACCAUCCAUAUGCAAUGGGUCGGUUGGAACGGAUUUGGGGCUCCGAUUGCCUUGAAUUCAACCCGGAGAGAUGGUUGAAAAAUGGUAGAUAUGUCCCUGAAAAUCCGUACAAAUACCCGGUUUUCCAAGCUGGGUUAAGGGUUUGUUUAGGUAAGGAAAUGGCACUAGUGGAGAUGAAAUGUGUAGUUCUAGCCAUAAUCAGCCGGUUCAACAUUCGGGUUGCCGAUCCGAAUCAAAAGCCGGUGUUUACCCCGGCUCUCACCGCCACCGUAAGAGGCGGCUUACCCAUUUUAGUCCAUGAAAGGAGAGCAUAAUUUUAUACAUGUACACAAUUGUUGGAAUAGUUUAUUCCAAAGGUGUAGAUGUUUGAUUCUA